Messenger RNA from Paramecium sonneborni, 796 nucleotides. The record is from the annotation of a GenBank genome assembly. NCBI's taxonomy places the organism in Eukaryota, Ciliophora, Oligohymenophorea, Peniculida, Parameciidae.
UAAAUAUAUUUUAGGUCUUAGAUUCUUAGUUUAAUUAUGUAGAGAAAUGGGAUUAACAUAUGAAAAAUAUGCAGGAUAAUUAAGAAAAUUAGAAAGGAAAAUGGAAAUGAUGGAAGAAUACUAAGGUCAAGACAUAAAUUUAAUGAAGAUGAAUAAGUUCGAUUACCUUAAGGAGACGAUAAUUCUGUUAGUUUCCCUUACAAUAAAAGGUAACUAUAAUUAUAUAUUAUUACUAGGAGAGGUAAUAAAUAAUCACAUCCUAAGACAAAUGUAAGAUAAAACUUAGAUGAUGAAUAGUUUUAAGAUGGGGUAGAAGAUAACUUUUUACCAUGAUAUAAUAUAAUAUCUAAUUAAAUAUCUUCUUUUUAUUGAGAAAUCAACAAACUAUAGGUCUUAUGUAUUUAAGAGCAAUACUUAGACAUAUUUUGUUUAUAAUACUUUCAUAUUUUUUUAAAUGUAUUAUUAUCUACGAAUUCAAUUCUGUGUAUUCCAAUUUAUUACUAGUAAGGAAGAUCUGUACUAUUAUUCUUAAGUUUUCUCUAUAAACCUAAUUAAGAGUUACUAGAAAAUCCACCAAAAAAUAAUUAUAAUGCCAUAAAUAUACCAUAAAACCACAUAUUCUAAAUAUGCAUGUCCUUAAAUAUUAAAAAGCUACAACUUAUUUUUAAUUUCAGAAAUUAAAAAUAGACUCUAUGUUCUUUUUACAAUUUUUAUGUUGGCAAUAUUAGAAUUUAUUAUGGUACUAAUUAAAUAAAAUUCAAAAUAUUUUAACUAUUGUUUUAUUUUCAUGGAGUGA